AUGAUGCAUCUGGAAAACAAUUUCUAUCCCAAUGCGGCCACUUUGGAGAAACUUAUCUCAGGCGCUCAAGUUUUGGAAGAUUUAACCAUUGACAAUAGUAUAACUUAUAGACCAAGAGUUAUACAAGUGCGCUCUCAGACGCUAAAGAGAAUAGACAUAUCUCGGUGUACCUAUGCUGUGAUUGAUGCUCCUCUCCUCGAGUGUUUAAUCACUAAAGCUGACCAAAUAAAGCACUAUACGAUCACCAAUUCAAGUUUCCCUGCCAAGCUAGAUAUUGGCGUCCUUUCUUUGUUUGGUCAAAGUGAAGACGUGAUUCGUGAUAUCCUCGCCGAUAUAGCAAGGGUCAAAGAUCUAGUUAUUAGUAGUUUCCUUUGGAAGUGCAUGUAUCAAGGCUUGAAAUCAGGAGCACCGUUGCCUCCGUUUCGUCACCUAUCGUGUUUGAAUGCUACAUUUACUAUAUUCGAUCUUGAAGUGUUGACAACCCUUCUUAACAACUGCCCAAAUCUUGAAUCUCUCAUACUGGAAUUGGUUAAGGAGACAAGCAUGUUUAACAUGUUUAGGAGUGAUCCAAAGGUGAAAUUUUCAACAGUGGCUGGGUGUUUGGUAUCAUCCCUCAAGUUUGUGGAGUUAAAAAGUAGCAUUUCAAAGUAUGAAAUUGAAAUGGAGCUAGUAAGAUACUUCCUACAGAAUUCACCAAUCCUGGAGAAAUUAAGGGUUAAUUCUCACUAUAGUGGAAAGGCGAAGUCUGCCAUACUUGACCAACUCCUUGCAAUGCCAAGAUGCUCUAGCGCUUGUGAAAUCCUUCUUCUUUAUACUUCAUGA
Messenger RNA from Microthlaspi erraticum, 822 nucleotides. The record is from the annotation of a GenBank genome assembly. Lineage: Eukaryota; Viridiplantae; Streptophyta; Magnoliopsida; Brassicales; Brassicaceae.